CCCCGGCCCCCUUUGCCACUUCCUCUCCAAUAGUCAUCGUUUUCUCCGUUUCCUCUAUUCGAUAAUUCAAUUUUUUAUAAAUAUUUUCGUAUAAUUUCUCCAAAAUUAUUGAUUUUCCAUUUUUGGAAUUUUCUCUUCUCGAUCUAUCCUGUUCGGGUUGAGAGAGGAGAGGGGAAAAUGGCGCAUAGAGUAGAUCACGAAUACGAUUACCUUUUCAAGAUCGUGUUGAUCGGCGAUUCUGGAGUUGGAAAAUCGAAUAUUCUCUCUAGGUUCACCAGAAACGAGUUUUGUUUGGAAUCUAAAUCCACUAUUGGCGUCGAGUUCGCUACCAGAACUCUCCAGGUUGAGGGAAAGACUGUUAAGGCACAGAUUUGGGAUACGGCUGGUCAGGAGAGAUAUCGAGCUAUCACUAGUGCUUACUACAGAGGAGCUGUUGGUGCACUUCUUGUCUAUGACAUAACAAAGAGGCAAACCUUUGAUAAUGUUCAAAGGUGGCUGCGCGAAUUGAGGGACCAUGCGGAUUCUAACAUUGUCAUCAUGAUGGCCGGAAAUAAAUCUGACUUGAAUCAUCUCAGAGCUGUUUCUGAGGAAGAUGGCCAUGCUCUGGCUGAGAGGGAAGGUCUUUCAUUUCUCGAGACAUCAGCGCUGGAAGCAACCAACAUCGAGAAGGCAUUCCAAACCAUAUUGAAUGAGAUCUACCAUAUCAUAAGCAAAAAGGCAUUGGCUGCUCAGGAAGCAGCUGCUAAUACCACGCUUCCAAGCCAAGGAACCACCAUUAACGUUGCUGAUGCAUCAGGGAACGCUAAAAAAGGAUGCUGUUCUACUUAAAAAGGUGAUAGGUUAUAUUUGAGAAGGUAUAAUAUUUGCUAGCAUGCAGGCCUUUUCUUUUCUUUUUCUUUUUUUUUUUUUUUCCUUUUUACUUGUCUUUUUAUUUUCUCUUCUUUUCCCAUCCUUUUUUUUUUUUUGGUCAAUUUUUGGCUAAGAGAAACACAUGUAGAAUACGUAUUUUUACUUAGUUGUAAUUGUGACAAGGAAGAUUGUGAUAUUUUAAACAACAAUGUUGUUAGCAGCAUGGAAAGGUCUGCUUUUA
Durio zibethinus is the source of this 1090-nucleotide messenger RNA. RefSeq names its product ras-related protein Rab11C. Lineage: Eukaryota; Viridiplantae; Streptophyta; Magnoliopsida; Malvales; Malvaceae. The record is from RefSeq and is a predicted model, not a curated record. Gene Ontology annotation, molecular function: GTP binding; GTPase activity.